Messenger RNA from Microplitis demolitor, 3667 nucleotides. RefSeq lists its product as uncharacterized. The coding region runs from base 110 to 1873 and encodes 587 amino acids. The transcript has 5 exons. Gene Ontology annotation, molecular function: protein binding. The record is from RefSeq and is a predicted model, not a curated record. Lineage: Eukaryota; Metazoa; Arthropoda; Insecta; Hymenoptera; Braconidae.
AAUAAAACACUCGGUUCUUUUCUCACACACACUACACACUGGUACUGUCACUAUUAAUAAAUUUAUUCGUUGACAAGUUUGUAAAAUAUUUAUUUAUUAUAAAUUAACAAUGGAUCCAGCAGUCUUCCCUGAGGAAAUAUGGAUUAAAAUAUUAUUAUACUGUGAUGUACCUGACAUUAUUGCGUUCGGGAGUACCUGCAAAUAUUUAAGAAAAACAUCUGACACCGACUAUCUGUGGAAAAUGAAAUGGUUACAACUAUUAUCAAAGGUACACUUUAAAUUUCCUGAUAUAAAAUGUUUACAAUUGCUCAGCGUAAGUUUCAAAGCAAUGUGUUAUCGUCUGCAUAUGGUGAUAACACUUGGAGAGAAUGUCAACGGAGGGACAUUUCCAAAAUGCUAUCACUGCAGCGGGUACACGUGCCAGCGUAACUGCGUCGAAGGUUCCAGUGCUAAAGUCGUAAUCGAGAUUGGGAAUAAAUACACAUGGGUAAUAACCCCGCAUUCAGGAUUACGCAGGCAUUUUUCGUUGUUCGGAAUCCCCAAGUGCGACAGCAAAACUCAUGUGCAAAAUACGCACCCGCCACCCGCUGACAAACCGUGUGAGAAGUUGAACGUAUGUGGCGGUGGCACCGGUACCAGUACAAGUAGUCGCAUUAAGUCUGAUUGUAAAUCAAUAGCCAAGAAACUUAAAUCAUUGAAGCUGUCGGAACUGACAACGACUAAAAUACCCCGUCCCAGUGGACCUUUCUGUGUAUUUUGUAACUCUGUUAAGUUGUAUAGAGAAAAGAAGAGAUUGAUAACGCAUCCGCUGGAGGCGAUGUGCUACACCCGAGCUAAUCCUUUGUACCAGAAGCUGGUCAACGGAUACUGCACGGACACUAUUGAAGUACUUGGGAUUCCCAAUGUCGACGUAGUCAGUCCAGCAGAGGCUUUACUUAGCGAUGGGUCUUUUUCAGUCUUGAGGACAUUCGUUGAUCACUUGUUCCAUCAAAUGGAACUCACGGGUACUCUGCGUAAACCCAAUGCUGUAUUGAUGUUCUGCGAGCCAUUGGCGAUGCAACCGGUACUGAGAAAGCAGCUGCUUCAUUAUCUUUUCCAGGAAGUUAAAGUAGCCAGAGUAUGCUUGGUUCCAAAGCCGCUGGCGGCAUGUGCGAUGCUUGAUGUUGAAACUUGUGUGGUAGUAGACAGCGGGGCUCUAAGCACAACUGUCGCUGUGGUUAUUGGAGGCCGUGUGAUACCACACCGCUGGCGAUUGCUUCCAGUUGGAGGCUGGCAUGUCGCUUAUCAUCUCAAGCAAGCCAUGCACUGGCAACCUAAAGAGUAUCAUCAGAUCCCGAUCUCACAUCUCGAUACGAUGGCUGUCAAAGAGAGAUGCAGAUUAAGUUACAAUAUUGAGAGUGAAGAGCUGAGAAAAGGGCCGACGAAAAGGGAGCAUAUUAACUUGAGAGUUGACAGCUACGCUGAAUACAAACAGUUUUGGAAAGUCUCAUUAGGGCCAGAAUUGUACGUCGCUCCAGAGAUGAUGUACAUCAGUCUAGGUCUGCCGCAAAUAAUAAAAGACGUGACGGCCGGUUUGUCUGAGAACACGAUGCAAGAUUGUUUGUCGCACAUUCUUUUAACGGGUGGCAAUACCGACCUAGCAGGUUUUGCACUGAGAUUGAAAAAGGAUUUGCGCGAAACCUUGCCGGACUAUGAGUCUGUUCUUGAAGUAAGAAGUUGUCCAGGUACACACAGUUGGAAUGUUGCGAUGGGAUCAACGUACGUCCCGUUAGCUGUCCAUCCUGAUAAAACACCACCUGAGUAUGUCGAAGGCAAUCCAUUCUGGCUCUCCCGCGAGGAAUACGUUCUCUUCGGCUGUCAAUCUUUGGAAUAAUUACAUAAAAGCAAUUAACUGUUAGGUAAAUAAUGAAGCAUGUCUCAUUGAAGAAAAAAAAAACAAAUUGGCAAAUAGGUAAUCGUUUAAUUGUAACAAAUUCGUCCGUAAUUAAUACGAUUUUUACAUAAAGUAAUUUUAAAAAUCGUGGAAUGUUGAUAACGAUUAAAUAUAGUUUAUCUCACGUUGCAUAUUAACUACUAACUGUUUAUUAAUCGGACUAAAGGAUAAAUUAUUUAAUAAAAAAGUUUAGUCAUUGAUAAAUAUGACAUUGAUAAUAUAUUUGGCAUUAAAAAUUAAUUUAAAUAAUUUAUUGACGCGAACCGCGAAUUGAUAAUUGAAAUAAUGAACAUAUAUAUAUAAUAAUAGUUAAAUUAAUUAAUUAAAUUAAAAGAUUUUGUUAUUUUGUUUAAUAUUUUUGUUGAAGAUUUUAUAGUAUACAUUAGUAUUUAAAUAUUUAAGAACCAAAUGACUUAUUAUAAAUCCCUUUUAUUUUUCACUUAUCGAUAAUACGUUCGAUCUGUAUAUCGAUCAUUAUUAAUCGACAUGUAAAUAAAUAAGUUAAGAAAUUAAUGCUUUAUCGCGGGAAUUAAUAGUGAAGAGAAAAUAAUAUUAAUAUUAAUAAUAAUAAUAAUAUGAUGAGAAUAAUAAAAUUAAUAGAUAAAAGUUUAAAUAAACAAGUAAAAGUAAAAUGUAGAUUGGAAGCUUAAUCAAAACUUCAAGACUCUUGGUCUACUUUGUAAAUUUAUAUGAAAAACUUCUUGCCAAACGAUUAAGACAAUUAUAAUAGUAUCAAUUAAAAGUAAUAAACAAGUAUGAAUAAAUAUAUAAAUAUAAAUAAAUAUAGCGGUCCUUCUAGUCAAAGCGCGCCUGGUUGUUUAUUAGUUAUAAAUUAUUAUUGAAUAUUGAUAAUUUAAAUUAAAUUGUUUUUUCGAUGUGUAAAAAAAUUAUAUAGUUUUGUUGUUAUUUUACAUACAAAUACAUAAUCAAGUUACGUAUGUUAAUUAGUAUAUAUAUUCUAUUUAGAUAAAAAAAUGUUUUAUGAUUAUUGUUUAUUAUGAGUGUGGGAAUACUUUUUUAACAAAAGGGAAUUUUUAUGUCCUUUUGGGUUUAAGAAGCUCCUUGAUGCCAAAAGCGUGAAUAAAAAUAUGUAAUUUUUGAAUUAGUAGCGCGAUUUGAUGAAAAAUUAUUAAAUAAUUCAAAAUUUCUUUUAAUUAAAUUUUCAAAUUAUCCCGCUAAAAUUCAAAUUAAAUUUCUACUUGAUUAUAAACUCAGUACUAAAAUAAUUAUUUGAUAAUUUACAAACAAUUAACAUUACCUCGCCCGAUAAGAAUAAUUUUCACAUACUAAUUAUUCCCAGACUCUUAUUGUUUAUAUUUAUAAUUACGUUAUUGAAUCUCAUUGACAUCUUAAUAUUCCAUCCACAUUCCAUGUUAUUCAUUUAGUUUGUUUUAAUAAACUUAUUAAUGUCAUUUAAAAGAGUAAUUAAUAUUAUUUUUUAUUUAUUGUAAAUAAUAAAUAAUAUAUCACAUAUAUUUAUUAUAUCUUUACAUUAUUUAUUUAAUAGAAACAUCAAAGUACAUAUUUUAAAGAAAACUACACGAGGUAUUUACACACAUACAUGCGCCCAUGUAUUUUUUUUUUUGUUCAAAAUUUAUUAAUUAAUUAAUUAAUUAUAGUUAUAGUAAUAACUAAUUAUUUAUUGUUAAAAAUUGUAUGCUUUGUGAAUAAAAAUGUUUUUAAUUUAUAUCUUUAAUCAUAAAUUUAUAACAGAAAAUAUAAAUCGUAAGAAGU